GGAGCAGCAGGGUGAGCGCUGUCCCCUUAGGAGCUGCGCGUCCUGUGUCCCUGCGCUGGACAAGUGGGGCUGGAGCUCAUCAAGUAGUGUCGGGACUGGGGACCGAGGAGCGUGGCAGACGCGGGACCUCUGGUGAUCAGGUGCCCGAGGGCGACGCGGGAUCCACGGCGUGGGCGCAGGUGCCCGAGGGCAGUGCGGAACCCACCGUUGGCAGGUGCCCCGACCUCUCAAGUCCAGGGCCGCCCAUCUUCUCCGCGGCUCCGGACCUCGGCAGUCCCCGGGGCGUCACCUGUGGCCUUGCAUCUCAAAGAGGUGUCCAAAGACCCCUGCGCGCAGUCCCCGCGGUGAAAGAAAGUUGUGCGGCGGGCGCAGGCUGCGCCUGGACUCCGCGUGUGGGAAACUUGGGCGACGGCUGCUGGGGCGGCGGGUCCCAAGACCCGCGACACAGGCCACCAGGGCCAUGCGCGUGUCCGGGCGCCCGAUGCUCCUUGCGCUGCUGCUGCUGCUUAGCACGGUGGGGGACCGGGGUCGAGCGCAGCCCAGGGGACCUACAGACAGGCAAACGCUGCUGAGGUUGCUAGUUGAGCUGGUCCAGGAGCUGAAGAAAUUCCACAUAGGAGACUCCAAGAGGCUGCAGCUCCUUGGCGAGUCCGACUUUGCCCUGGGCCGCAGAGAGGCCACGGAUUAUGGGGCAGACCAAGAGGAGCAGAGAGUGGAGAUUGUUCCUCGAGAUCUAAGGAUGAAGGACAAGUUUCUGAAACAUCUCACAGGUCCUCUUUAUUUCAGUCCGAAGUGCAGCAAGCACUUUCACAGACUUUACCACAACACGAGAGACUGCACCAUCCCUGCAUACUAUAAAAGAUGUGCCAGGUUACUUACUCGGCUGGCGGUCAGUCCCAUGUGCAUGGAGAGAUAAGCUGCAAAGGAGCGACACACCAGGAACCUUGAAAAGUGCCUUGGAAACCAACAGAACAGAACCGUCUUCAUGCCCACUUCCUGUGGACAGAGAUUUAUUUUUGCACUCUUCCAUAAUUCCUUUGCAUUUUCUAUGUUGCUGACAGUUUACAAAUAUGCAUUCAGUGAAUCAGUGUACCUGUCAGUGAGAUUUGCCACUCUCAAGAUUAUAAGAACAGACAACAUUCCACAUUUGAUGUAUUGUUCUGUAAAAUGAGGCAUUUUCUUUUUAAGAUUAGGUGGAACCACACGGAAUAUUUCUUUAGAAACAUAGGCAGAACAUUAAACUGUAUUUUCAUAGAGCAUAUAGUAUGAUUUGACAUUUUGUAUUCUACAAUUAAAAUCCCAAAGUAUAGUUUGGAACUGCAUGAGAAAUUUUAAUGAAAACCAAAAAACCUCAGUUGUGUUGAACACAGUGGCAUAUGUAUCUGUGGAUAUGCCAAGGCCAGUCCCACUUGUCCUCUGUAAAUGUAAAAGUACAUUCCAGGUAUUGUUCAAUAUGUAAAUACUGUGAAUAAAUUUAAGGAAAUAAAUGAAGUGUUUGGAAUAAUG
Mus pahari (shrew mouse) is the source of this 1506-nucleotide messenger RNA. RefSeq names its product ALK and LTK ligand 2 (gene Alkal2). Gene Ontology annotation, biological process: positive regulation of ERK1 and ERK2 cascade; positive regulation of ERK5 cascade. The transcript is spliced from 5 exons. NCBI's taxonomy places the organism in Eukaryota, Metazoa, Chordata, Mammalia, Rodentia, Muridae. Gene Ontology annotation, molecular function: receptor signaling protein tyrosine kinase activator activity; receptor tyrosine kinase binding. The record is from RefSeq and is a predicted model, not a curated record. Bases 461 to 916 code for a protein of 151 amino acids.